Molecule: messenger RNA, 2448 nt
Organism: Nerophis lumbriciformis (worm pipefish)
Lineage: Eukaryota; Metazoa; Chordata; Actinopteri; Syngnathiformes; Syngnathidae
Product: basic immunoglobulin-like variable motif-containing protein
Cellular component (GO): nucleus
Molecular function (GO): DNA endonuclease activity; single-stranded DNA binding
Source: RefSeq, a predicted model, not a curated record
UCCGAAUGGUUCAGUCCGUCAACGCCAAACCGGAAGUGACCGCGGGCGAAGAGGAAGUUGUUGAGCGUUAAUAGUUGACAUGUUAGCAAGCUAAUGUGAUAAUCUGCUGGCUAAUAUGUGACUACUCGGACAAGAAAUGUACUUUUAAAAGAACACUUUGGGUUGGCGUGUUUUGCACCUGCUGCUGAUUGUAAGUCCAUCGCCACCUCAGCUCCACCCUCAGACGGUCCUGCCAGGCCGCCAUGCAAAGACCCGCUGACGGCGAGCAGGAAGGAGACGGCCGCCUCAUCAUCGGCUCGCUCCCCCGGGAGGCGGCGGCGGCGGCGGCCCGUCGGGCUUCCAGCGGCGAGCUGCUCCUGCCCCGCACCUGCCCGGUCACUCACUCCCGGGAGAAGUUCUACACCGUCUGCUCCGACUAUGCACUCCUCAACCAGGCGGCGGCGGUGAGGAAGCAGGACGACGGGCCCGCGGCGCCCAAACCGCCGCCGGUGGCGUCGGACGGCGACAUGGAGGGCGUGACCCCCGGCAACGUGAAGAGCACCCUGGCGUGGGAGAUUGACACCACUGACUUCAAGGCGGUGCUCACACGAAAGAACCGAACGGGGAAGGUGAAGAAGUGGAGCAGCAAGAAGCUGAAGUCGGACCGAGCCAGUCGCAACCUGCAGGACGCCUCGCUUCAUGCCUCUCUGGAGGACGUCAAGCAGAGGAAGGUUCUGGACCUCAGACGCUGGUACUGCAUCAGUCGGCCACAGUACAAAACGUCAUGUGGGAUUUCAUCGCUGGUGUCGUGUUGGAACUUCCUGUACAGCACGCUGGGCGCAGGAAGUCUGCCGCCCAUCUCUCAGGAGGAGGCGCUACACAUUCUGGGCUACCAGCCGCCGUUUGAUGACAUCAAGUUCGGGCCGUUCACAGGAAACGCCACGCUCAUGCGGUGGUUCCGGCAAAUCAACGACAACUUCCGCGUGCGAGGCUGCUCCUACGUCCUGUACAAGCCGCACGGCAAACACAAGACGGCGGGAGAAACAGCGGAGGGAGCGUUGCUGAAGCUGACCCAAGGCCUGAAGGACAACUCCAUGGCGUACAUCUACCACUGCCAGAACCACUACUGCUGCCCUGUGGGCUUUGAGGCCACGCCCCUCAAAGCAGCCAAGGCCUACAGAGGUGCUCUGGCCAGCAGUGAGAUGGAACACUGGAUCCUGAUAGGAGAACCCAGCAGGAAGCACGCAGCCAUCCACUGUAAAAAGUGGGCCGACAUCGUGACUGACCUCAACACCCAGAAUCCCGAGUACCUGGACAUCCGCCACCUGGAGAAGGGCAUCCAGAGGCGCACCACUAAAAAGGUGGGCGGCAACCUGCACUGCAUCAUGGCCUUCCAGAGGGUCAACUGGCAGAAGAUGGGCCCCUGGGCUCUCAACCUGGAGAACCUGCGACACCACGCGGAGGACGCGCAGGCCAGGCCGUCCGCCAAGCGCCUGGUCCAGCUGGGCCGCUCCCACAGCACGGGGAGCCAGGACGCCGCCUGGAGGCACCUGGCCAACCGCCAGAGGAGCUCCCCCGACAGCGACCUGGAGGAGGACUGAAGAUGCUGUGGUACCUUGUGUGGUGACAUCAUCAUCCUGGGACAGUAGUUGCAGGAUGAUGAUGGUCCUUUCUUCCUACAACAUGUGUGGUGACAUCAUCAUCCUGGGACAGUAGUUGCAGGAUGAUGAUGGUCCUUUCUUCCUACAACAUGUGUGGUGACAUCAUCAUCCUGGGACAGUAGUUGCAGGAUGAUGAUGGUCCUUUCUUCCUACAACAUGUGUGGUGACAUCAUCAUCCUGGGACAGUAGUUGCAGGAUGAUGAUGGUCCUUUCUUCCUACAACAUGUGUGGUGACAUCAUCAUCCUGGGACAGUAGUUGCAGGAUGAUGAUGGUCCUUUCUUCCUACAACAUGUGUGGUGACAUCAUCGUCCUGGGACAGUAGUUGCAGGAUGAUGAUGGCCCUUUUUUCCCCACAACAUGCGGGGGUGUCCAACUUUUUACACACUGACUUAUCACAGAUUGCUGCGACCAUUUUGAUAGUUUUCAUUUUCAAAACCAACACAAUAUAUUUAUAUUUUUUUACUUUUCACGGCUGCUCUCAAGUUGGGUCUCAGUCAUAAUUUUUUUUUAAAUAAGUCAUAUAUUAUUACUUUUUUAAUGAAUGCUUAAAUCUCUUCAUCAACUUCAGGUCUUUUUGUCAAUGUAAGGUUUUAAAAAAAUAAAAAAUAAAAAGGGCAUAAAACAUGAAAAAAACCCUUCAUAUCAAGAGAGACUUGAAGUUGAUCUUGAGAGUAAAGCGUUUAUUUUAUUUAAUAAAUUACUUUUUAGCAUUUUUAUGACUUGAGACUUUUUCAGUGGUAUAUAUACUGUUUGUGCGCAUAUGUGUAUAUAUAUAUAUAUAUAUAUAUAUAUAUAUAUAUAUAUAUA